AGGCGCGAAACCAAUGGCUCCGACUCCAACUUUCCAUAAUGCUUACUCCUCUUUCUCAUCUCCUUUUCCGAUUCAAUUCUCUCUCUCUUUUUAUUUUUCCUUCGCCGCGAUUAAUUGACACGAAUAAAACACACCAAAUAUACCGCAUUUCGUAAGAUGUCGUGGCUGCGAUCAGCGGUGAAUAAGGCAGCCGCGCCGUGCGAAGCUAUGCUGACACCGUCGUCAAUACCGCUGUUGGUGGUUCAAAGCUCUUCCUAGAUGCCGCUGUAUGAUUCCCCAAUCUUUCGACGUCAAUUGUUUUUGCUAAUUCGACCUGUGGAUUUCUAAUUAAUUGUCUUAAAUUUGCUAAUCCUGUUCCCUUUCAGUUGUAUUAGAAAUGGGUCACUCACCCCUUAAAAGGGGUCGGAAAGGACAUCGGUCUUCCACUCGUGAGGUAGAUAAGAGAUAAAGAGAAAACCAUCAUCGACUUGGGCCCGCUCUGAUACCAUAUUAGAAAUGGGCCACUCACCCCUUAAAAGGCCUCAUAAGGGGAGGGUUAUCCACACUUAUAUAGAUUAGAUGGGAUCUUCACCAAGUCGAUGUGAGAUAGAAUUUAGAAGUUGAUUAACAAUAUUGAAGAAAACCAGGGCUUAGAAGAAUUUUCUGCAUAUUAGGGUCCUAAUUUGUGCAGUACAGAAAAUAGUAUUAUCAUUUUAGAUUGGUGGGCAAAUUAGAUUUCUUUUAUUAUCGUAUCUGACUUUAUUUUGCCAAAAUCCCUCGAAUUACAGCUUGGUGAUAGCUUAGUAUUCUAUAAGUAAUCAUAAUUAAAUCAAUGUGCAUAUGUUUGUUCCGUUAAUUUGCUAAUAUUUUCUAUGCACCCACUUUCUUCUGGAUCAAAGGCAUAGUUUUACAUCAUUCUCUUCAACUUGUUGGUGCUUUAGUGCCCUUGGAAUUUCCAAAACUAUAAGCUUGCAGUAAUACGACUGGAAGAAGUUUCUGUUUCUUGUAAGGGAGCAGAAAGAGUUCAGUUAUUAAGAAGAUGGUUAGUUUCCUUGAAACAGAUAGAGAUACUUAAUGAAGCUAUCCACUCCGGCCAUGGUCCAAAGCCAACUUUGUUUUCACAAGUUAUGUAUUAUGAUCCUGAUCGCGGGGGAGAACCAAUGGAUUUCCGUGAUGUGUUCCUUCAGAGUCAAGCACUUGAGGGCAUUACGCUAUCUUUUAUUCUCGAGGAACCCAAUCCGGAGGAACUUUCUUUGCUUCAGGGGAUAUUCAGGCUCAGUCUAAUGGGUGGAAAAGAAGCUCUUGAUGUGACAGUGACCAGUGUACAAGAUUUAGCUAAAGCCUUCUCGACCUACAAUGAAGAAGUGCUGGCAAAGAGGGCAGAGCUGCUUCAAUUUGUACAAGAUGCUAUGGCUGGACUGAAAGUAAAUGCUGAGAUAGUAAGAAUAGAUUCUGAACUCUCAAGUAUAAAUAAAAGACUACAAGAUAUGAAAAACGAGCCUAAACGAGAGGGCGGGAUAUCAUCUAACAUGUCAAAGGAGCAUCUGAAUGAAGCGCUCGCACAUUUGAGAUUGUGUUCCCGAUUGGUGGAGCUUCUAUCGCGUAAGAAAUUAAUAAUGCAAACUGGGGAUUGUCUCGCAGCACACAAACAAAAGGUUGACAAGCUAAAGGUAUUGUCAGAAUCUCUGGCAAGCUCUGCAUCACAAGAUGAAGCACACAUUUUAGAUAAUAGAUUACAAAAAGAAGAAGCUCUUAAAUUCCGUCUCACUAAAGCUGAUGAAGUACUCCAAAUGGAGAAGGAUUUGCAUAGUGAAAUCAAAGCUCUCCAGAAGAGAAAAGAUGAUCUUGAAGAAGAACUGAAACAGGUUACGGCUGCUUUGUCUUCAGCCCAUUCCCACCUUCACAAUGUCAAGGAAGAAAGAGAUCAAUUUGAUGGUGCUAGUAAUCAGGUUAUGGAGCAUUACAACGUCAGGGAUGACGAGCUUGCAAUAUGUAUUGCUACAUACAGAGCAGAAGCAAAAGUUUGCAACACCUUCAUCAAUUUUCUAGAAAGCACCUCGGCUUUCAAGUCUUGUGAAAAAGAAAAAGCGUGUCAAUGAUGAGCUGGUGAGGCAUGAGGAGUACUUUAUAGAUUGGGCUACAGGCAUUUUAGAGGCAAUCAAGGACGAGAUGGAACCGUGUCUUUCUUCAUUCUACGAGCUUGUGGACGAAAUGUUAGAUGAGGUAACAAGCAGUGAGGGUAAAAAUGAUGCAAUCAGUUCAAGGAAAAUGCUGCAGACAAAAUACCAGACUUUGGAAACCAAGACGAAACUUACAUUCAGCGUAGUGGAACGCAUUAGGACACAGUAUUCCAUUAAUCAAACCAAGGAUUCAAGAAUAAAUGAUGGAAAACUGAAACAAGUGUUGGAUGCACUUGCCAAGAUGAAACGCGAAUUUGAAUCCAUCGAGAGGCCAACUUUACUACCAGAGACGCCUCUAAGGGCGCGGAUUCCAGGACUUCGUUUCCUGUCAAGACAGUUGUCGAAAGUUGAAUACAGCCUUAAAUCAGAGUAUGAGGCGCAAAGAGGGUUGCUGCCAUUUCCUUUCAAACCAAUUGUUUCUAUUCCUUUGGUUCGUAGUCUGUCAACCAGAGUCCCGAAGAUGAGACAGGUAGAGCAUCUAGAGUCUUUUGUAGUUCACCGCAGUACUUCUUCGGAUGCAGAGGCAUAACUUUCUAAGUUGAAGUGGGAGUUGGAGCUUGAGGAUCCUAGCAAUAUGGAGGGGGUUAUUGGGUGGGAGUUUGAUGAAAACUUUGACAAAGAACCAAGAAAGAGUAUAUAACAAUCAUGCAGUCCAAUAAGCUUAAUCUCUCCCAAGCUUAAAGGUUGGAUAAUUACACUUCAAUAUGAAAUUUCACCAUAUAAAAAACGAGGUUGAAAUUUAGAGUGCCACAUUUUUCAUGAGGUGAUAUUUCAUCUUUUCUUUUACUAUAAUUUUAGUUUUGGCUUUUAAGAAUUACUCCAUAUUGGUAAAUAUUGAGGGGAGUUGUGCCAAUCACAUUUGUUUCUUGAAUUUAAUUAUGUAUGGUGGCAGGAGGUAUAAUUUAUUUGGACAUCUGUACCAAUAUAUUUUUGUAUCUGUUGAAACGGAAAAAGGAAAGGUGUUCAAACCUCAUAAGUAUGCAACUUUGGUUUUCAA
Messenger RNA from Salvia splendens (bonfire salvia), 3156 nucleotides. RefSeq lists its product as uncharacterized. Lineage: Eukaryota; Viridiplantae; Streptophyta; Magnoliopsida; Lamiales; Lamiaceae. The record is from RefSeq and is a predicted model, not a curated record. The transcript is spliced from 17 exons. Bases 1107 to 2078 code for a protein of 323 amino acids.